Molecule: messenger RNA, 1653 nt
Organism: Staurois parvus
Lineage: Eukaryota; Metazoa; Chordata; Amphibia; Anura; Ranidae
Source: the annotation of a GenBank genome assembly
CAGGAUGCGAUCCGUACACUGAACACGCUGCAGACCAAUGCCAGUUACCUGGACCAGGUGAAGAGGCAGAGGAGUGAUCCUCAGAUUCAGCUUGCUGCUAUGAAGGGCUUCUUGGAGAGAAGCGGACUGACAGUGGAAGACUUGGAUCAGCUAAAUAUAAUUCAUGUGACUGGAACAAAGGGCAAGGGGUCCACAUGUGCCUUCACCGAGCAGAUUCUGCGGAACUGUGGCCUAAAGACUGGAUUUUAUAGCUCUCCCCACCUGGUACAAGUGAGAGAGAGGAUCCGGAUCAAUGGGCAGCCAAUAAGCAAGGAACUGUUUAGCAAAUAUUUCUGGCAAAUUUACAAUCGUCUGGAAGAGUCCAAGACUGAUGACUACUGCUCCAUGCCCGCUUACUUCCGCUUCCUGACCAUUAUGGCAUUCCAUGUGUUCCUUCAGGAGAAGGUAGAUCUGGCUGUGCUGGAGGUGGGAAUUGGUGGAGCAUAUGACUGCACAAAUAUUAUCCGGAAACCCAUUGUUUGUGGAAUUUCCUCUCUUGGUAUUGACCACACAGCCAUCCUGGGAGACACUAUUGAGAAAAUUGCCUGGCAAAAAGGGGGCAUAUUUAAGCCUGGUGUUCCAGCGUUUACUGUCCCUCAGCCUGCCAGUCCUCUUCAGGUGCUGAUUAGUAGAGCACAGGAGAUUGGAUGUCCUUUAUACAUGUGUCCAGACAUGGCUGAAUAUGAGGAGGAGGGGAAGUCUCUUCAUCUGGGUCUGGCUGGAGAUCAUCAGAAAUCAAAUGCAUCCCUGGCUCUACAGUUGGCACAGAUGUGGCUCCAGCAAAGGGGAUGCAAAGGGUUUGGAGACCCAAAACUUCCCAAUCAGAUGCUUCCUUUAGUAAAGUGGCCACUUUCCUUGGCAUCCGCUUUCCGUCCUAGUCUUCCAAUGGUUAAAGGUUUACAGGACACAUUAUGGUUGGGGCGAACGCAGGUGCUGCAGCGCGGUCCUAUAUCUUAUUACAUUGAUGGUGCUCACACAAACAGCAGUGUUAAGGCCUGCGUCAGAUGGUUCCAAGACGUGGCGCUCAAUGAGGAGAAAGCUGGAGCGGGGUCUGUGGUCCGGGUCAUGCUUUUUAAUGCCACGGGUGAGAGGGACACAGCCGCAUUGUUAAAACUUCUUCAGCCCUGCCAUUUUGACUAUGCUGUCUUCUGUCCUAACAUCAGUGAGAUGUCCGGAGUGGGGAUUGCAGAUCAGCAGAAUUACAAUGUGACGCUGGAGAAUGUUCUGACCCGAUGUCUAGAGAACCAGAAGAAGUGGAACAUGUUAAUGGAGGAGAGAAGCUGUUCUGAUCCCUGGGCCUCCCCGCUGCCUGUUGACACCCUGAUUAAGGACAGCCCCCGCAGUUCUCCCUUGCUCCUCGCCCCUUCUUCAGAUAGACUCUUAAACUGUAAUUCACUAGUGUUCCCCUGUAUUUCCCAUGCCCUGCAGUGGGCCACUCAGGGGCGGGACCCUGACUUCCCUUGCCUGGACAACAACUUGCUCCACCACCACCCAGUGGCUAGCUCUGGUGCCAUACUACUAAGAGAAGCUGCCCACAUCCAGAUCCUCAUCACUGGGAGCCUUCACCUGGUGGGGGGAGCUCUGAAGCUAAUAGACCAAUCUCUCACUCAUUGA